Molecule: messenger RNA, 2394 nt
Organism: Electrophorus electricus (electric eel)
Lineage: Eukaryota; Metazoa; Chordata; Actinopteri; Gymnotiformes; Gymnotidae
Product: bestrophin-3
Molecular function (GO): chloride channel activity
Source: RefSeq, a predicted model, not a curated record
GCUCUCGACUCGCUUCCCAAAUAACCGCGUGGUCCCGGGGUAUUUCUGGUACAGGAUGUCCUCACUGCGCCGUGGACGUUUGGACAAAUCAAACGUCCUUCCCCGAGCCCUGAGCGAUCCUGCACGCACACCAACUAGGACUCUCCUAAAAUGACUGUUACGUACUCCAGCAAAGUCGCCAACGCCACCUUCUUCGGGUUCCACCGAUUAUUACUGCGAUGGAAAGGAAGUAUUUACAAACUCCUUUACCGGGAGUUUGUGGUUUUUGCGCUACUGUACAGCAUGCUCAGCCUCGUAUACAGAUGGGCGCUCGCCGAUCCCCAGAAGAGACUCUUUGAGAAGUUGUCCCUGUACUGUGACAAAUACGCCGAACAAAUCCCUGUCACCUUUGUCCUUGGCUUCUACGUCACUCUGGUGGUGAAUCACUGGUGGAAUAAGUUCAUGAACAUGCCGUGGCCGGACCGGCUCAUGGUACUCAUCUCGAGCCGCGUACACGGCCAGGACGAGCAGGGUCGGCUGCUGAGGCGCACGCUGAUGCGCUACGUCAACCUCAUAUCGCUGCUCGUCUUCCGCUCCAUCAGCACUGCCGUCUGCAAGCGCUUCCCCACCAUCGACCACGUGGUGGAGGCAGGAUUCAUGACACCAGAGGAGAGGAAAGUUUUUGAGAACCUCAACUCUCCACACUUCAAAUCCUGGAUCCCAGCGGUGUGGUUCACCAACCUGGCAUCCAAGGCGCGGGAGGAGGGCCGUAUCCAGGACAACGUGGACCUCCAGGCCAUUGUCAGUGAGCUGAACAGGUACAGGACAGGGUGUACCACUUUAUUUUUAUAUGACUGGGUUGGGAUCCCCCUAGUCUACACCCAGGUUGUAACCCUGGCUGUCUACACAUUCUUCUCAGCCUGCAUCAUUGGUCGACAGUUUUUGGACCCCACCCAGGAGUACCCAGGUCACGAGGUCGACCUCUACGUGCCAAUCUUCACCCUGCUGCAGUUUUUCUUCUAUUCUGGUUGGCUGAAGGUGGCAGAGCAACUCAUAAAUCCAUUUGGGGAAGAUGAUGAUGACUUUGAAUCCAACUGGUGCAUCGAUAGAAACCUGCAGGUGUCGAUGAUGGCCGUAGAUGACAUGCAUAUGAAUCUGCCCCCCAUGACUAAAGAUAUUUACUGGAAUGAGCCUGACGUGCGCCCCCCCUACACGCUGGCUGCUGCCGAUUACUGCAUUCCGUCUUUCCUGGGCUCCACUACUGACAUGGGGCUCUCUGAGUUACUGCAGGGUGAGGAUAUCAGUACCCAGGAGCUGGGUCACUCGGGCUCAGUUCUGGCCAACAUGCGUCGCCUGCUGAGCGUACAAGAGCCGCUGGACCUGCACGCACGGCCGUCUCUCAAACGCCACAACAGCGCCAUCUCCAGCUUCUUCUCCUUCGUCCCGGACCAACACCCCCACCACAGGCCGGAAGUGGGUGUGGCAACCCAUGCCCACGCCUCGCCCCCUGUGCUGAACUCGCUGUCCACGGUGCAGGAGGUUCAGAGUGUCGACGCUUCCAACUCAGACACGCACUCGACUUCUCAUGCCAGCGUCCAGAUGGAGGUGGUUUGUGAAGCCGACCUCCACGAGCUCAGCACCAGCUCAGCUGCGGAGCCGGAUGCUCCGGACGAGCUCCACAGUGGAGAGGAGGCGACCUGUGCAGAUAGCCAGUCAGGAACGGACGCCAGGAAGCUGCGUAGCGGGUCGCCGGCCCACAGGAUGAGGAGGAGGGAGCUGUCCUUUCAGCUGUCCAGACAGAGCUCCAGGAGCUCCAGGAGCUCCAGGAGGAGUCCAUCCAGCCCCAGAGCCCUGCUACAAAACAAAGCUUUCCUUCCAGUGCUGAUUUCACCUUGCAGGAGUCCCCAGCAGGAAACGCUGCCGUCUGCCCCCUGCACCACGCCACAAGCCCCUGCUCCUCUAGAGCCGAGGUGUGGAGAGGAACAGCAACACAACCACCAAAACUGAACACUGCUUUCUAGAGAGCUUUAGCUUUGGUUUGGUUCAGCUUGUGGUUCAGGGAUAUCAGGUUGGAGCUAAACUCCUAUGACUGUGACACUAGCACUAAGGUAUUUAUAUGAACCGAGGUUUACCCUCACAUUGGUUCCUACUUUAACAACAGUAGGAACGUUAAUAGUGAAACCUUGCUGUUCUUAUGUAAGAGAUCCUGUAGUUAUCAGUUCCUGGCAUUAUUUGCGAGUAUGUUGUGUGAACGUCUCAUGCAUCCUGUUCCUCAGUCCCAAGGGAUGUCUGUAGUCAGGUCAGUGUGCUACACCUCAGUAGAGUACUGCUUUUAAGUGUAUUUCCAACAGGUACAUUUUUAAUGAAUCAAAAAAUGUAUGUAUGAGAAAUACACAAAUAAAUGUAUCAAAAUAA